GUGUCAGCAGUCUGUCACAAUUUAGACCCUUUUCGUCUGGAUCGUGCGCCAGACAGCUUCCUAACUCCACUCCUCGUCGACAGGCUCACCGUCUUCCUGAUAGGCUUCAUCGGCUUGCACGCGGCCUCACUUGGCUCCAGCAGUUUUGUUGAAGAGGAGCACCAGCUGUGGUACCACUACUCGGCCAGCUUCUUGCUUCUGCUCUUCUUCAUCACUCUGGGCGCCAGAGUGUCCGAAGAGCUGCCUCUUCACAGCCAGCCUGCCUCGAUGCCCGCGAUACCUUCCAGUCCUCCGCCCAAUCUGGCCGUUUCUGGCGGGCAGGGCGGUGUUGCCAACCCGUCGGUACUAGCGGCUGGUCUAUCACCCGCCAUCCUAAAACGUCGAAGGCGCUGGCAUCUCGGCCUGUUGCUCGGCGUCUUGAUUGGCGAGCGCGUCUGUUUGCGGCGUCUGCAUGCUACCGGCGACGCCUGGAUUCAUCUGCCCGACAUCGCAGACUGGCUGACCUUGCCUGAGAACAGUGGAACUUUGUUUGAGCUUCAACUCUUCGCCUGGCUGCUGCUGAUCGCUUACAGAGUCAACUGUAUCUGGAGUCAACGCCAUGCUCAAUUCCUUGGCAAAGAAAAUCGGUACCGCCUCUUCUCUUUCUUCACCUCGUUCUCAAUUGUUACUCUCACCGGCGUCGCUACCACACAAUUGGUCUAUCGAUACUUGACGACUAGGCAUAUGUUCUCGUCGGAUACCCAAAGCGGACCAGAUAAGAUAAACUGUCAUUUAGAACGAUCACCUGUCUCUGAACCUGCAAACUGUGCCUCUACCUUUCUAGAAGAGAAUGACCUGACUUAUAAAUCCUUUAGCUAG
This is a messenger RNA of Protopolystoma xenopodis, 858 nucleotides long. The record is from the annotation of a GenBank genome assembly. NCBI's taxonomy places the organism in Eukaryota, Metazoa, Platyhelminthes, Monogenea, Polystomatidea, Polystomatidae.